UUGGCCGUGCAACUAUUUUAGAACAUCUUCUGUGAAUUGCUUUCGUUCCAGGUGCAAGGGAGAAGAAUUAUUGCAAUAAUGACUUGGUUUCUAUACUUUUUACUGACAACUGGGAUGACUUUGGGACAGGAUGAACAUCAAACCCGUUUGGAAGAUAUUGAGAAUGAAAAUUUGAUUAGUGAAAGAAGAUCGUCAUCUGACUUCAGUAAUGCUAAAAGUAAUUCUGUAUCAUUUACCACAUCCAAACCAAUAUCACCUCAACUUCAAUUUGGCUUCACCCCUAUAAAGGAAUAUUUUACAUCGUCAACAGAAAGUCCCAAUCCUUCCUUAAAUAGUCUACCAAAUUAUCAAAAUCGGGGACAAAUUUUAUUCAAUAGCUACCAACCACAAACUGCCCAACGAUAUCAAACACAAUCCUAUCAACAACCACAACAACAGACCUAUCAAUAUCAAAUACAACCACAACGACAAAAUAAUCAAUACCCAUCACAACAACCACAAAACUAUAAUAUUCAAGAAAGUAAUCCUGUUGAAUAUUUACAACCUCAGGCACAAGCCCUCCAAGCUACUCAAGUAGUGUAUCAAAGUGAAAUAGGUAAAGCAGACCAGUAUGCUCAGGUUGUUCCUCAAUACAGCACUCUGCCACAACAAUAUCAAAGUGUUACACCUUCCCAAGUUACUCAACAAAAACAGCAAGAAUUUUCCCAAUACAGCACGUUUCCACAACAACAGCAAGAUAUGCAAACUUAUCAGAAUGAGCAGUCAUCUAAAUCACCAGCUUUUCAAGAGAAUCAACAAUUAUCCCAAUUCAAUAUUGUACAACAGGGUAAAUUGACUUCUCAAACUGUACUACCUUCCAAAGAAGUGCAGUACCAGCAAGAGGCUCUUCAAUAUCAGGACAGUAUUGGAUCAUUACAGAAACCCGGAGGUUCUAAUCAAGUUCAUGUACAGGACAUAAGUUCUCUUCAAUAUUUACAACCGCAGUUGCAUGGAUUGGAGGGUGUACCUUACUUUGGAAAUGGUCAAGUAGGUUCAGGCUUCCUGAACUCCUUCCAGGACGUCUUCAGGUUAGUAAAGAUUAAAUCAAAAACAUUAUUGGAACAGAUAUUAUUGCUGGCUGCAAAUAUGUACAAAUUUCGUCUCAUUAAGCUGAAUUCAUAAUUUUAUAUAUAUAACGUUAUAAAUAUCCAGAUAUUUAGGUAUCUAGAUUUUGCCAUUCAACCAUAUCAAUCAACUGACAAUAAAAGAGAUGAUAAGGAUAAAGUGUUAAUCUCUUUAUUCUUUUUUAUUAUUAAAGUCUUUAGUGUUAAUAUGUUUAACCAAGAACCCACAGUUCUAGUGAAUGUUUUUGUCAUACUUCAGUGGCAAUACCAACAAUUCAGUAUUUGUUAAAUUCAAGUUUCGAUAAAUCGAUGGUAUAUAAGAAUUUUUAUUGGACGUUUGGCCCAUCAUUGUAGUUAGUGUGGCGUGAUUAGCUUGAUCACAUUUGG
Molecule: messenger RNA, 1490 nt
Organism: Agrilus planipennis (emerald ash borer)
Lineage: Eukaryota; Metazoa; Arthropoda; Insecta; Coleoptera; Buprestidae
Product: probable serine/threonine-protein kinase fhkB
Exons: 3
Coding region: 79-1161 (360 amino acids)
Source: RefSeq, a predicted model, not a curated record